UUUUCCAACAUGAAAUAGGCUUUUGUGUUUGCAAAGGGGUAAAGAGGCGGAAAAGAGAGAGGCUCUGAACUGGCUUCCAUGUCAUACACUUAAAUUCUCCAUAGAAACUCUGAUCUUAACGCGGAAACUUUAUUAAACCCUGAUGGUGGAUUGAUAAGACCGAAUUUCUCUCGGCUUCAUUUUAUUGUGGAGACCGGGGAGGGAUGACAGAGGUAAAUUGCUAUUUUAAUUAAAGCAAUGCACCAGAGGAAAUUGCUGUCUGAAUAUUGUCUCAGAGAUGGGGUUUGUGACAGUUGCCUGGAAACUUCCAUCUGUCCCACAUUUAUUCCAGAUCACAGUUAUAAGAUAAAGUUUAAUACAAAUCUUUGCCCGAAUGAAAUCCAACCCUUUCUUGAACAACAGCUACAAUGAAACAGAACUGCGGAGGAAACGUUAUGUUUAACAUGUAUCUCUCAGAUCCAACAGAACAUCUGUUGAAAGAAAGCAAAAGUGGAUCCUGGAGUCCCUCAAAUACAGGGUCUCAAAAAGGUAGUGGACAGAUUCAGCUAUGGCAGUUUCUCCUCGAACUCCUGUCAGACAGCGCCAACAUGUCUUGCAUUACCUGGGAAGGGACGAACGGAGAAUUCAAGCUAAUUGACCCUGAUGAGGUAGCCCGGCGAUGGGGCGAGCGCAAAAGCAAGCCCAACAUGAACUAUGACAAACUCAGCCGCGCAUUGCGGUACUACUACGACAAAAACAUCAUGACAAAGGUCCAUGGGAAGCGAUAUGCUUACAAGUUCGACUUUCACGGCUUGGCCCAGGUGUGUCAACCCUCAACAACAGAGCAAGCGCUUUAUAAAUUCCAGAGUAAUUUUGCCCCUAUUCCCUUUUCAGGGAUUUCCAAGCUAAGCCUCGUUGGUCCAGGCGUUGGUCCGUCCGGAUUCUCCUAUUGGCCGGGUUCGCCACCCACUCUCUACCACAGUCACAACCUCCAACCCCCGGGACCAUUUGGUGCUGUGUCCGCUUCGCACAUCAACUGUGUCAACAACAUCAACAACCUGAAUAAUAUCAAUAACCACUACAAUUGACUACUAUUAUUCCACCAAUGAGGCCUAAACAUAAUUAUCGAUGAUUGAUGUAGUUUAAAGCGUGCCUUUUUGGAUUAGGCCUAAUGAUGAUUUUUUCCUUUCGAAAUGGUAUCUUGUCAACCCAAGAUAUUGUCUGAUCCUAACUGAAUAUGCCAAGGCGCAAUUCAUUAAACAUUUUGUGCAAUAUUUCAAAUGUAAUAACAUGCGUUUUCAGAUAGGCUAUGUAUUUUAGACUAAACCCAGAUUAAGAACUCUUUUCUUUACAAUUUAUUUGGUCUCUGAUUCGACAGGACACUGGUGCCUACACCUCUGAAAUUGCCUGGGCUUUUAGCGCCAUCACGUGGCUAUUAAUUAAACAUGUAAAUACGGAAUUGUUCUCAGAUAGGCUUGCAGUGCACUAAUUUCAAAGUAGGAUUAUUAGUGCCGGUCUAAAAACAUUAUGGAGAUAAAGAUUUGUCGUCGCCAAUAUAUUACCCGAUGACUCCCACUUUAAAUAGCCUUGGUUAUUUUAAGGUUACAAUGCAGACGUGUUUAUCUCAAUAUCAAAUCAUUUCUGGGUAACUAUUAAGUAC
Messenger RNA from Oncorhynchus tshawytscha (Chinook salmon), 1639 nucleotides. Its product is annotated as protein FEV-like. The record is from RefSeq and is a predicted model, not a curated record. Gene Ontology annotation, molecular function: DNA-binding transcription factor activity, RNA polymerase II-specific; sequence-specific DNA binding. Bases 408 to 1067 code for a protein of 219 amino acids. NCBI's taxonomy places the organism in Eukaryota, Metazoa, Chordata, Actinopteri, Salmoniformes, Salmonidae. Gene Ontology annotation, cellular component: nucleus. Gene Ontology annotation, biological process: cell differentiation; regulation of transcription by RNA polymerase II. The transcript is spliced from 3 exons.